AUGCCACCAAGAAAAAGGAAGAUUUCAGAGGCCGCAGAUAGCGCGGCGGAGCAGGUGGCAGUGCAGCGAAGAUAUGUGGCGGGCAAGCAGCCGAGGGCGCAGGAGCCACUUCCCAAGGUGGACAACCGCGCGCCGCUGGACCCCGAAGAGGAGCUGUUCCGGGAUGAGGACUGGUCGAUCCCCAAGCUGAACCUGUACAUAACAUACACGCUGGACGACCUGGUGGAGGCGUACAAGCCGAUCUUCAAGGACUUCAUCAAACUGCCCAGCCGAAAGUUCCACCCGGGGUACUUCUACAAGAUCGAGCAGCCGAUCUCGAUCAACGAGAUUAAGAACCGUGACUAUGAGUACAAAGACGGGGAGAAGCAGUUCUUGCUGGACGUGGAGCUGAUCCGCAAGAACUGCUACGCGUACAACGAAACGGACUCGCUGAUCGUGAAGAACUCGAUGCAGGCGGUGAACUACAUCAAGAACGAGGUUCUGAAGGCAAAGAACAUCACGAAGAACUAUCUGAUCAACGAUCUGAUCAAGGAACGCUUGCUCAAGGUGCUGGAGCAGUUACUCGAGUCGACCGAGCUGUUCAUUGCGCAGGCAAUGGGUAACCCGACAGAAGGUCUCGACGGCGAACUGAAGCUCUGCCACCCAUUUCUGGAGCUGGUCAGCCAAGAGGACUUUCCGGACUACUAUGAGGUGAUCCACAAGCCGAUUUCGCUGGAGAUGAUCAAGAAUAACUUGCAGCUGGGGUACUACACGAAGAUAUACGACUUCUACGUGGACGUGCAGCUGCUGUUCCAGAAUGCCCAGGUGUUUAACGACCCAGAAACACUCAUUUACCAGGAUUCGCAGCGGCUCCUGCGGGUGUUUCACAAGUUAAUGUCGGACAGCUUCUUCCCGGAGCUAAAGGACAGCAGUGAGCGUGGGGAAAUUAAACUGGAGUACGAUAAGGUCGAGUACGAGCAAUACCUAGCAAAUACAGGACAAGAAGAUGACAACGGUAGCGAUGAUGAUAACAAUGACGAUUAUGACUUUAACCAUUACGAGGGCCUUGGUAAUGGUUAUAACCGCAGCCUGCUGCCCAGCGACUAUCUUUUGGGUCCAAGUAAAACCGAGGAGAAGGGCAAGAAUGCAAAAGCGGAAGAACAGGAACAGCCAGGCGUGCUGAAGUUCAAUGUCAUAAAAAUAGCUGCUGCCCAGUGUCCAAAUGAGAACUCUGCGAUCAAGGUGGAUGCUGCUGAGCCCUUUAAGAUGAUUGAUAAUAUCCAACUGUGUUCAUCGACGGCCAUCUACGAGCAGUCAACGCGGCCAUUGCAAGGCACGCUGCCCGCCAUUGACCAGAGCUGGGUUGACUUCUACUUUGACGGUAAGGUGCUGAAGGAGAACAACAAUAAGUUCGUAAUCACCCUGCCGCCAAUUCAAACCGCUAUCACGUUUAAGGUUCGUCUCAAUUCUAGGAUAUCAGAACAAAUUCAGGCUUUGUUCAUGGUGAAUAAGGAAAAGGUAAACCCAACUCCCACAAUGAGCAUGGAAGACAACGAGCGGAGACCGCGGUACGACGUGAGACUAGCUGAAGGGCUUAACUGUUUAGAAUUUUCGAUGCAAGAUCUAAAGAAGAGCAAGGUGGAAGCUGUUAAGUUUUGGAUAAACGUGCUGCCUUGA
This is a messenger RNA of Eremothecium gossypii ATCC 10895, 1656 nucleotides long. It is a transcript of the gene RSC4, whose product is annotated as Rsc4p. The record is from RefSeq and is marked provisional. Bases 1 to 1656 code for a protein of 551 amino acids. Lineage: Eukaryota; Fungi; Ascomycota; Saccharomycetes; Saccharomycetales; Saccharomycetaceae. Gene Ontology annotation, molecular function: protein binding. Gene Ontology annotation, cellular component: RSC-type complex. The transcript has a single exon. Gene Ontology annotation, biological process: chromatin remodeling.